Molecule: messenger RNA, 7816 nt
Organism: Syngnathus acus (greater pipefish)
Lineage: Eukaryota; Metazoa; Chordata; Actinopteri; Syngnathiformes; Syngnathidae
Gene: brwd1
Product: bromodomain and WD repeat domain containing 1
Exons: 44
Coding region: 191-6856 (2221 amino acids)
Biological process (GO): regulation of cell shape; regulation of transcription by RNA polymerase II; cytoskeleton organization
Cellular component (GO): nucleus
Molecular function (GO): protein binding
Source: RefSeq, a predicted model, not a curated record
CGGAAGUAAGUGCGAUCGCGGAGGCCUCAUCCUUCCAAUGGCGACUGCGAACUGGCUGAAUACCAAACGGGAGCAACCGUGGAGGGGGUCAGACCUGUGUGACCGAAAUUAAAUAAAUAUAUCUCAUAUUUUGCCGUUGUUACAAAGUUAGUCCAACAUUGUGCUUCUCUCCAUAUUACGCCCGAGUCAAAUGGCCAAAAAUCGGAAAAUUUCGCUCCUUGAAACGGAGCUAUAUUACUUGAUAUCUCGUUUCCUAACAACGGGUCCGUGUCGGAGAUCGGCUGAGGUCCUAGUGAGCGAACUAGAGGAAUAUCAGCUCUUACCAAGGAGAUUGGACUGGCUGGGAAACGAACACCCGAGAACAUAUGAAGAUGUGGUUGCAGCCAACAGACAUGUUGCACCAGACCAUUUGCUACAAAUAUGUAAGCAGAUUGGACCUAUUCUUGACAAAGAUGUGCCGUCCUGUGUCCCUGGCGUGCACUCGCUCCUGGGGUCCGGAAAGCAGUCGAUGCUUAGGACCUCUAAAGAAUGUGACGGUGUGCGUUUGAAAAAUUCAUCAUAUGCAGCCCUUCACAGAGGAAGACCACCAGAGAGGCCUUUAAACAGCAAGAAACCUCCACAUAUAGUGAACGUCUGUCGAGGAAGAGAGCUGACAGGAACACAGCGCUACAGCUCAAUCAAUCCUGUCAGCAACUAUGGGCGCAUGCAUCUGCAUCGGCGGAUCCUGGGGCAUUUGUCUGCUGUGUAUUGCAUUGCAUUUGAUCGCACCGGUCUCAGGAUCUUCACAGGCUCUGAUGACUGCUUGGUAAAGAUUUGGUCUUCCUUUGACGGGCGGCUUCAUUCGACAUUGCGAGGACAUUCUGCUGAAAUCACAGACUUGGCCGUCAGUUAUGAGAAUACGCUAAUUGCUGCGGGAAGCUGUGACAAAACCAUCCGUGUGUGGUGCCUUCGUACCUGUGCGCCUGUGGCUGUGCUGCAAGGACACAGUGGUUCUAUUACCUCCCUACAGUUUUCACCAUUUGCCAAGGGCUCAAAACGUUACAUGUUAUCCACUGGUACCGAUGCUACGGUAUGCUUCUGGCAGUGGGACGUCAACAACAUUGACUUUAGUGAUCGUCCACACAAGUUUAUAGAGCGUCCGAGACCUGGGGUUCAGACAGUGUGCUCCUCAUUCAGUCCAGGUGGAAUUUUCUUAGCCACAGGAAGCACUGAUGAUGUCAUCAGAAUAUAUUAUGUGGGGGCUGGAAGUCCAGAAAAGAUAGCAGAGCUCCAUGAACAUACAGACAAAGUUGACAGCAUCCAAUUUUGCCACUCAGGUGAAAGGUUUGUGAGUGGAAGCCGAGAUGGCACCGCAAGGAUCUGGAAGCUUCAUCAGCGCCAGCAGUGGCGAUGCAUCUUGCUCAACAUGUCCACCACUCUUCCUGGUGCUGAGCCAAUGAGUGAAGAGGAAGGCUACUUCAAGCCCAAAGUCACCAUGGUAGCGUGGGACCGCCAUGACAAUACAGUCAUCACCACCGUCAGUAACUAUCUGAUCAAAGUCUGGAACUCCUACACGGGACAGCUGCUACAUGUCCUCAAAGGCCAUGAAGCUGAAGUGUUUGUCCUCGAGCCACACCCAUUUGACACCCGGAUAAUUCUGUCGGCAGGCCAUGAUGGAAAUGUUUUCGUAUGGGAUUUGAUGCGAGGGACAAGCACACAACACUACUUCAACAUGAUUGAGGGCCAAGGCUACGGAGCAGUUUUUGACUGCAAAUUCACUCCUGAUGGUCAACGUUUUGCCUGCACAGACUCCCAUGGUCAUCUGCUCAUCUUUGGUUUUGGUAGCUCUAAACCUUAUGAAAAGCUUCCAGACCAGGUUUUCUUCCACACAGACUACAGACCUUUGAUUCGAGAUGCCAAUGGCUUUGUGCUUGAUGAACAGACACAGCAGGCCCCACAUCUCAUGCCCCCACCUUUUCUUGUGGACGUGGAUGGAAACCCCCAUCCACCUAGAUAUCAGCGGCUUGUUCCAGGCCGGGAGAACGUCACAGCAGAACACUUGGUUCCUCAGCUGGGAUACGUUGCUACAAGUGAUGGAGAGGUCGUGGAGCAAGUGAUUAGUCAGCAGACUGCAGAAGUUGAGGAGGUUGCCAUCAGACGCAGCAGCCUACUCGACGAGGCUAUCCGAAACCUUCAGCAGCAACAGGAGCGUCAGAACCAGGCUAGCUCACAGGGGGGUGCUGUGGUAAUGCCACCAGCCCCAAGCACACCACGCAGAGUAUCUGUAAAUGAUCGCGCCGAAGUGCAGUCUCCUCCAAAUGUGGGUUUGCGGCGGAGCGGCCAGGUGGAAGGUGUCAGGCAGAUGCACCAGAAUGCACCUCGCAGUCAAAUGGCCACGGAGAGAGACCUUCAAGCCUGGAGACGUCGAGUGGUGGUGCCAGAGCUCCCUGCGAGCAGCUACAGGGGCCAGGUUGACAUCAGGGUUGCCAAAGGAGAUGAAGAAGUAGCCUUGUACAAUGUGAAAAAGAGACGCAUAAUGUACAGCAGCUGUCGAGAUGAUUCUGAUGAGGAGCCUCCUCCUGCAAAGCGAGCACAAAUUCGCAGUGACACGGUGGAAUUCAUUGACCUGUCGUGUGAGGAGGGAGAGGAGACUGCAAGCUCUGAUGCACACACAGAGGACAACGACUUGGAUGGCAGUGAACUGGAGUCAUCUAAUGACGAGGAGUGGAAUAGUGACAGCGCAAGUCACUCGUCCAGUGAGUAUUCAGACUGGACAGCAGAUGCUGGCUUCAAUCUGCAGCCUUCAACUCCCUUAUCAUCGCGUAAACGAGUACGACUCCAGCUCAGCAGUUCAGAAGAGGAGGAGGAAGACAACGAAGAGGAGGACGAGAAAGAGCAGCAGCCGCAGCACCAACAGCAUCAUCAGCAGAGUGAUGAGGAAGAUAAAACGGGAACUAAAGGAAAAGAGAAGGCAAAGAAAUCAAAGAACAAGUCUCCCAGAGUGCGGCCAAAAGUCAGACCGUCUAUCAACAGAGAGGUGUCCAACGAGUUUCGACCCUCGUUAUGGAUCACUGAUGUCAUUCCCAGGAAAUCUCCUUUUGUUCCCCAGAUGGGUGAUGAGGUGAUUUACUUCCGACAAGGCCACGAGGCUUAUGUUGAGGCUGUAAGACGAAAUGAUUUGUACCCUAUCAACUUAGACAAGCAACCCUGGAAGAAAAUGGAGCUGAGGGACCAAGAGUUUGUUAAGAUUACUGGAAUCAAAUAUGAAGUCUGCCCUCCGACACUCUGCUGUUUGAAACUGACUCUGAUUGACCACGGCACAGGCAAAAUUACAGACAAGUCCUUCUCUGUCAAAUAUCAUGAUAUGCCUGAUGUCAUAGAUUUCCUGGUGCUGAGGCAAUGUUAUGAUGAGGCACUCCGUAGAAACUGGCAACCAGGUGACCGGUUCCGCUCGGUGAUAGACGAUGCCUGGUGGUUCGGCACCAUUAUUUGUCAAGAGCCAUACCAGCCAGAAUACGCUGACAGUCUCUUCCAGUGCUUUAAAGUCAGAUGGGACAACGGGGAAAAUGAAAAGCUGAGUCCUUGGGAUAUGGAAGCAAUUCCACAUGAUGCUGUGCUUCCAGAGACUGAAGGGGGCAGCAUCCCCGUUACGGCAGAGGAGAUGAGCGAGUUGAUGUACAAGCCUCUGAAGGGAGAGUGGGGGGAGAGGGGCCGGGACCGAGAGUGUGAGCGAAUCGUCGCUGGUAUAGGCCAGCUCAUCACUGUUGAGAUUUCUGCGCCAUUUUCUGGCCCCGUCGAUCUUAUCCAGUAUCCCACCUACUGUACUGUGAUUGCUUACCCUACUGAUUUGGACACCAUAAGAUUUCGACUCUUAAACAAAUUCUACAGACGCCUCUCGGCAUUAAUUUGGGAUGUCAGAUACAUUGCGCACAACGCUCGCACUUUCAAUGAGCCAAGAAGCAAGAUUGCGCACUCUGCAAAAAUCAUCACCAAUGUGCUGCAGAAAUUUGUCAAUGAUCCGAGCUGCACAGACAUCAUGGACAUUUAUAGUGUUGUGGAAGAAAUGGACGAGGAUGAUGAGGAAGCAGAUACAGAGGCACCAGGAACUUCAACGGGACACAGACUGCGUCAGCGCUCUGUGGAAGUGCUGCCAGACAGAGAUGCUUGGAAGGAGCAUUGCAAAUAUUUGGUCGAUUACAUAUUGGACUGUGAGGACUCUGAGCCGUUCAGACAACCUGUGGAUCCUGAGAACUAUCCAGACUACCAUGAUAUUAUUGACACACCAAUGGACUUUGGGACUGUGAAAAGGGCCUUAGGGGAAGAACGCUAUGAAAAUCCAAUAGAGCUUUGCAAAGACACGCGGUUAAUAUUUGCAAAUGCUAAAGCCUACACACCCAAUAAACGGUCCAAGAUUUACAGCAUGACCUUGCGGCUCUCUGCCUUCUUUGAGGAGCAAAUCCGAACAAUCAUAUCAGAAUACAAAACAGCAGUGAAGAGCAGUGCAAGGCUCCGUCGCAGCCAGCGGUUCAAAAAGAAAAUGCAGCACGAUCCAACAAGUCAAAAGAGGGAUUUUGUGAAAACUCGGGAAAAAGUGGAGUCCGUGUCUGGGACCAAAUCUACCUCAGCCAAAGCGUCAGUUCCUGAGCGGGCAAGGAGGCCACGAAGAGGCAGCACCGGUCACAGCUCCUCGGAAGAUGAAUCUGCUUCUAAAGGUGCUUCAUCGACAGCAGAGUCCGACAGUGAACUAUCCGACUCAGAGGAGGAGACGCUUCCAGGUUCCUCCAAACACCAUCAAAGCAAACGGAAAGCAAGAGUUACAAGAGGCAGCUCUUCCAAGCAUCGUAACAAAGUUGCUGAGAGUGACAGUGAUGAGAAGGAGGUUGAGGAAGAGGACGAAGAGCCACUUGACAGUGAAGGGCAAGAGAAUGGAGACGCAUCUUCCCAUUCUUCAGGUCGCCGCUAUCACAGUAGGGCAGCAAAGAGGAGGACCACACGACUGACCAGAAACGCCGCCGCUGCUGCUGCUGACAGAAAAAAGACAGAGGGCAGAGUGGAGAUGAACGGUCACGCCACCCGGUCCUUUGCGAGGGAUAGACGUCAGCUGCAGGACUCCGACAGAGGCUUAUCACAGGGUUCCGAUGGAGAUGAGGAGGAAGAAAUUACCAUUCGCAGAUCGCUUCAGAGGAAAACAGCCAGGGUAGCUGUUAACAGGAUGAAACUCCUUGAAGCGUCAGACGAAGAGGAUGAGAAGGUGGAGGACGAUGACAACGAAGAGCCAAUAAGGAGCCGCCUCCGCAACACUUCCCGGGCCAGCAAACGGAGCGCUGUGCUUCAGAGCAGCUCUGAAUCAGAUGGAGAGCCACAGGCUUCUGUCAAUUCAAAGGAAUUGUCUGAAGAAUCCCAGGAUGAGGAAAAUGGCAAUGGCAGCAGCUCUUCAAGCUCCUCCUCUCACAGUAAGCCAAACGGAGAUACAAGAACGUCAACCAACAAAAAGGCCAAUGGAACUUCGACUUGUGUGAAUGGACAUGCCCCAAAACACAAGUCAGAUAGCAGCUCUGAGCAGGAGGAGGAGGAGGAGGAAGCUGCAGAAGAGAGUUCAGGAGAUGCGGAGGAAGAAGAUGCAAAGGAGGAAGAUUCUGCACGUCAGAAACCAAGUAGAAGCUCAUCCCAGAAGAGUAGGAAUACCAUUGAGGAGAAGGAAGCUGAGCGGGAGGAAGGAAACACCAAACGAAGGGCCACCCGACGCCAACUUCCUGUAAGCUCAGAUGAAGAGGACUCUCCUCAUCAAGGGCCACAGCAAAAUGGAAGAAACAAGGAGGACACUCUCCUCAAAGACUCUAAAAAGAGUAAACUAUCAAUGUCUAAAAGCCAAGAUCAACAAAAACCUGCCUCAGCUCAUAAACCUGAUGCAGGUGAUUCCAAGGUGCUCAGUCGUAUGUCUAAGAAGUACCACAAGAAAAGAUCAAAAAAAGAUCGACAAAGUGAAGCUGAAAGCAGUCGCUCCAGUGGUGAUUUUGAGAGCAAGAACAGGAAGCCUGCAAAGAACAUCAAGUCAAAACGACCACAGGGCGACACUUCUGCUUUUGAGAGUUCUGAGCAUGACUUUAAACCCAAGAAGUCAAGGAGAAAACGCUCCACCGGUUCAUCGGACGAAGAGUCGGAUGAGUCGGGCAACGCGUCCAACAAGCGUCUUAACCUCAGAGUGCUGCCGAAAAAGAAAUAUAUCAGCGACAGUUCUGCUUCUGAUGAAGACUCUGCAAGUCAGAGAAAAUUGAGAAACGGGAACAAAGCAGGCUCAGUUCCGAGGGAAGACAGCUGUAAGACGAACGAGUCGAAGAAAACCACUCGAAACGAAAGCAGGAUUCAGAUGUCUUCCAAGAGAAAACGAAUUUACACCUCAGGAUCUGAAGAUGAAGAAAACGUGCCAGUGGCCAGGAACAACAAGAAUAGCAAACGUCCUAAACGGGAACCAAAACAAGACAAGGAAGAGAAGGCCGAUUCCCAGUCAAAUUCCAGUGAGGAGGAAGUACAUGUUCGCCGCUCACGCAGAGAGAAGAACGAGAAGCUGUCCAAACACAAAACGCGUAAGGAAAGCUGCAGCAGUAAUCACAGUUCAGACUCUGAAAGCGAGCAGUCGUCCACAGCCAGUGAAAACUCUUAUGCCAGCUCAGGGUCCCACAGCAGUCCAAAGAGGAAGAAUCCAAGACAGGCCCAGCAUGGCCAAAGGACUGCCGGUCGCCAAUUAAGGCAGCGCCGACCACAAGUCGUCUUGGAGGCAGAGGACAGUGACGAGUCGUACAGCAAACCACAGAAAAAAUGCCGCGUUAACACCCGGAACCGCGGGAAGCGGACUGUCAAUUAUCACGACAGCGAGUGAAGGCUGAAGAGGGUUGACAACUGGAGAACUGUAAAGACACUUAUGGUAGCAGCACUGGUUUCCUUGAAAAAAAUGCUGUGAAUUUGUUUCUUUCAGGGAUAUUUAUAUUUUCUAUGAAAAGCGCGUUUAUAGAUGUAAUACAAAUUCUAGCAUUUGAACUGCUGGUCUUCACGAGAAUACAGAUCAAAACGCCACCUGCCAAUCCUGCUUGCUGUGAUUGUGGCCAGCAGAGUAACAUUGUGAGGAAUCUUGGGUGCUAUCUAAUAUACCUCUGCUAAAUCUAAGCAUAUUGCUGGCUUGCACUAAGAAACACUGUAAGGAGGUAUUUCAUACACUAGUUUUGCAUUAGAAACUCAGGGGUCAACUAAGUUUACUGUAGUCUCAGAUGUGCUUUUUUGUCAAGCUAUCAAAUGGAUAAGCAUCAAUUCCAGGUGGGAAAACGUCGAAGCACACGCAACUGAGACAAAACCAAUUCACAAUGUCACUUAAGACUACAGCACUCCUUUGUAAAUCCAUAAAUACAUUUAAUUCUUUUGUCUGUUAUAUGAGCCAAAUUAAAUGUUUCCCCAUUGUUGCUCUUUUUCUUUUCUUUAGAUUUGUGUUGUACAUGUAAAUAGGUGUUUGUUUUUGAUGGAGAAAGAAUGGAUUGGCCAUUAGUCAGUAGCAAGAUGUUUAUUUAAAGCAUUUUUUUUUAUUUUACUAGAAAUUUUGUCUUGCCAUAUGUCAUCAAUUGGUACAUUUUUUUGCCAAGUACGAGUAACCAGAUGUACUUUUUGCAGAAUACUGUGAUUUCUCAUAUUGGGAAGACUUUUGUCAUGUGUUACUUUCAGUAUUAAAUUCUUUCAGAGUCGACUAAAACAUGGUUCAGUUUGGUUCAUGCAGGAUUCCCUUAAUGCAGUUGCUUUGACAUUUUCGCAAUGGUUUUCGUAAUACACCUUCAAUAAAGCAAUUUUAAUAAAA